AUGGAGAAAAAGGGAAAGAAACACUUUAUUUUGGUUCAUGGGGCUUGUCAUGGAGCUUGGUGCUGGUACAAGAUAGCGCACUUGCUAAAGUCAGAUGGCCACCAAGUCACUGCUUUGGACCUUGGUGCUUGUGGGGUCAACCCUAAGAAACUAGAAGAGGUUACCUCCUUUUCUGAAUAUGUGAAACCACUAAUGGAGGUCAUGGCCUCACUUUCUUCAGAUGAGAAGAUUAUUUUGGUUGGUCAUAGCUUUGGUGGGUUUAGCAUUUCUUUUGCUAUGGAGAAAUUUCCUGCGAAGAUCUUGGUAGCAGUUUUUGUCACAGCAUAUAUGCCUAACUGUAAAAACCCACCUGCAACUCUCAUAGGAGAAUUCUUCAAGUGGUCUCCAGUGGAAUCCCUAUAUGAUUGUCGGCUCUAUUUCACCCAUGGCCUAGAAAACCCACCAACUUCCUCUUCCUUUGGGCCAGAGUACCUGACCAACAUGCUCUAUCUGCAAUGUCCACAAGAGGAAAGUUUCCUAAUACCAAAUGGUGACUUGGAGUUAGGCAAAAUGCUGGUAAGACCUACUGGGGUUUUUGGGGAUGAUUUGAGUAAGGAGUCUGAUUUAACCGAAGCGAAUUUCGGAUCGGUAAACCGGAUUUUUGUGUUCUGUGAAGGAGAUGUGGUGAUGAAGGAGGGAUUUCAGAAGUGGUUGAUUGCAAAUAGCCCACCAAAUGAAGUGAAAGUUAUUAGUGAAGCUGCCCAUAUGGUUAUGCUCUCUAAGCCUAAAGAACUUUGCCAAUGUUUAUUGGAUAUUGCAGACAAAUUUACUUAACACA
Messenger RNA from Jatropha curcas, 817 nucleotides. RefSeq names its product norfluorocurarine synthase 2. NCBI's taxonomy places the organism in Eukaryota, Viridiplantae, Streptophyta, Magnoliopsida, Malpighiales, Euphorbiaceae. Gene Ontology annotation, molecular function: methyl salicylate esterase activity; methyl indole-3-acetate esterase activity; methyl jasmonate esterase activity. Gene Ontology annotation, biological process: salicylic acid metabolic process; jasmonic acid metabolic process. The record is from RefSeq and is a predicted model, not a curated record.